AUGUCCUCUGAGGACGAAAUAAAUAUUCGGAAAGGCGGUCCGGCAGUUUCACCGAGCUCAGGAGGAACAACUGAACUAUCGAAAGUAAAUCCAAAGAAAUCCAAACCUCUUUCAAAAACUCCUUCAGCAUCUGCAGUAAAGGACACGCAAAGUGAGGAAGGCGCGUGGGUUAAAUGGAAACGAAGCAUGAACCCACCAGCGUUGGGGGACACUAUGAACAUCAUAAACCACCAGCCGGACAAGGACGUGACUCCUUCACCGACACCCUCACAAAGACCAGACCAAGCAGUCGGCAACAACAAAUUGCGCCAUUCUGCAAAUGUCGCCUCUCACAAGGAGAUUGACCGGUGGAAACAGCGGGUUAAGGAUCUCGAGUCACAGAGAGAUUCACUGUCAAAGCAACUGGAUGAGCUAUUUAAGAUCCGGAGAACAGAACCUGAACAAGCAUUGGAGGAGCUACACGUGCAAUAUGAGGAACGUGCAAAGAUGCAGGAUGCUCUUGUCAGAGAGCUAACUUCACAACUUGCUCGUAUCGAGCCCCUCUCUCGAACUGGCCAGAACGUUGCCCUACAUUUCCUUACCAGGGAAGCCGCAGACGAGGAGAAGAGGGCCGUGGAACAAGAAAUAGUUCAGCUUCGUGAUGUAAUCAAGCAAAGGGAUGCGGUCAUUUCAGAUCAAAGCAAACGCAUAAACGAACUCCAACAAUUAGGUCAAAAGAACUUCUCUCCCGGGUCGCACCGAAAAGUCGCACCUACAACUUCUCGUUCUCAGCAGCGGCGACCAAUCGGUGCGGAAGAUCCUAAGACGGAGGUCAUCAAAUUCUACGAAGAGAUGUCCAACCUCUUGGUUACUAAUGUCAAAUUUGAGGAUGCACCUGGCUCAGAUGAACAGGAAGUAACUUUCCAUUGUGUCUAUACAUAUUUUGAGAUGGCUCGUCGUGAGGACAGUGUUGAGGGGGAACGGGUAAAUGAGAAAAGCAUAGGUUUCACGAUGUGUAUCUUCAAUGGUUAUGGUGGCCCCAACGGAGAACCCAUAAGCGACGACGAUUUUGUGCAUCGUCGGAUCAAAUACACCCCACUGCACCUUGACAAGGAGCCUGAUUCCUUCGUCGAAGCGUUAUCCUACAUGGGCGAGAGCUUCACUUUCCCUUGCUCCCAGCAAGGUCUCUUCCUCAACUCACUACGCGAUCGGAUAGGUGGAUGCAAUGAAGGGUAGAGAGAACUGCGAGGAUAGCAUCGAGACUGCAGUAUGAAUGAUGACAGGAUUGGCUGUAGGAUCUUAACAGUGUACUCUUACAUUACCCUCGUAUACCCGCCUAAGCAUUAUGCAACGCGUAACUUCACUUCGUUAUGUGCCAUUCUCCAUUCCAGGACGUUCAACAUUCAUGCCAGCAUUUCUCCAGAUGCUGACAGAUUUAUGGUCUCCUGAAUCUAACGCAUUUUUGAGGGCGAGAGAAGCAUAUCCAGCAUCGCAUUCGAGGCCUCCAAGGUUAGCUCCUGCGCUGACGAGGAGGUCCACAAUAUCAGCAUACCCUUGACGUGCAGC
Messenger RNA from Pisolithus orientalis, 1545 nucleotides. RefSeq lists its product as uncharacterized. Gene Ontology annotation, cellular component: nucleolus; chromosome, centromeric core domain; mitotic spindle. The record is from RefSeq and is a predicted model, not a curated record. Gene Ontology annotation, molecular function: microtubule site clamp. Bases 1 to 1215 code for a protein of 404 amino acids. NCBI's taxonomy places the organism in Eukaryota, Fungi, Basidiomycota, Agaricomycetes, Boletales, Pisolithaceae. Gene Ontology annotation, biological process: attachment of mitotic spindle microtubules to kinetochore; meiotic sister chromatid segregation; homologous chromosome segregation. The transcript is spliced from 6 exons.